Acanthopagrus latus (yellowfin seabream) is the source of this 10000-nucleotide messenger RNA. RefSeq names its product ectopic P-granules autophagy protein 5 homolog (C. elegans) (gene epg5). Gene Ontology annotation, biological process: autophagosome maturation. The transcript has 45 exons. Bases 607 to 8307 code for a protein of 2566 amino acids. The record is from RefSeq and is a predicted model, not a curated record. Lineage: Eukaryota; Metazoa; Chordata; Actinopteri; Spariformes; Sparidae. Gene Ontology annotation, cellular component: cytoplasm.
UUGAGUUCCUGGAACAAACAAAACAAAUGACAGCUGACCAGUGGACGGGGCUACCAGCCCGUGUCAGUCGCCUCGACGUGUUGAAAUCUUAUUUUGGUUAUUUGCGCAACAACACUGAAAAAGUGUUCACUUCUGGUGAAUAAGUAACUGAGGAGAAAGACAGCGUAGAAGGCUAACAGCUACGCGUCAGGUUAGCUUAGCUUAGCUUAGCCUUGCAGAACGUCUACAGUUAUGUAGCUAGCUGAGAAGAGUUUCAUCAGCAGGGACUGGUUUCGUUUUCCUGAAAUGUGUUCUCUGUACAACACGUUGGUGCUUGAAGACAUGCUAGGUGCUGGCUUGCUGUCGUCCGUCAGAGACCUUUCUCAGCCGGCCAUCAAGAGUGUUGUGUUUACAACCAGUGACGGUGUUUAUCUCAAUAACACAGCCACCCACUAGCUGCUUAUCGACCUCAGCUAGCUAUUACAGCUAAUUGUGGUUGUGAGUGUGUGUAUUCACUCCACGUAUGAGGACUGCUGAGCUGCACCGUUUCCUCCAGGAGACAUCUCAGUCAGCUGUUUUUCAAUGCGAUCUGAGUUGUAUUAACGUUGGUUUGAGCAGGCACUAAAGAUGGAGGCUGUAAGACCAAAGAAGACCAAGGCAAAAACCAGUGGGAAGUCUCAGUCGGUCAGGAAGCAGAAGCAGGCAGAAGAAGACAAAAGAGCCACAGUUCCCCCAGCUGUGUGUGAUGAGGCCUCCACAUCUGGCUUCACGGAUGUUCCCCUCAGUCUGCCGUAUCAGGAGCCGGAGGAGCAGCAGGACCCUGUUCAGCACCCUGAGACCGCGACACAGCAAUCAGAUCAGCCCUCCGAGAAACAGCAGACCAUCCCAUCACAGUCCUUACCCACAUCAUUGUCAACUAAGACUUUAGAGCCAUCCGUCGAAUCAAAAGAGAAGGAUGGAGGAGAAGCCGCACAGAGGGCUGAGGUCGAAGUUGCAGAACAGAUCCCUGACACACAAUCAUGGAAUCAGCCUUGUGUUUCAACUCAGUUUCAGAUCACAAAUGCCCCGAGUGCUCCAGCACUGUACCCCUCUCUCCCAGCACUGGAGGAGGGUCCCAUGCUACAGCUCUGCGAAGAAGCUGUGAAAAAUGGGGAAAAGGGACCUGCAGUGUUGGCACUGCCUGAACAAGAAUCUUCCCCUCCAAGUUUGCAGCCCCUGGAGUCUGUCAGCGAACUGUCAAGGUGCAAAUUGUACCCGGAAUUACCCAAGACGGCUCCAGAAAUGCAGCCAUUCUCAUUAGAGCAGCUGAGUGUCUGGGAGCCAGGCGGAGGGUUACGAGCUUGGUUAGAGGGUGUUGAAGUGUGUGCAGCCCAGUUCUGUGCUUUAGCCCGGCAGGAGAACCAUGAGCUGACCGAGCUGCUGCAGAACUACUGGCGCUGUCGUAGACAACUCACCCAGUCACACACACAGCUACAUACUCAGUCCUCUGACUGCAAGAGCACACAGAAUCGUCUCUGGAGCUUCAAAGAUGAGCAGCUUACACUUCAGGGUGUGUGCGCAGAUCAGUCUAAGGUUUGUGGAUACCAUCGCUUCCAGCAGGCAGAGUUCAGUCAGAGUGUGCUGGCUGAGCUCAGGAGGCUGUUUGAAGCUCGCAGUGAGCUGCUCCAUCAAAAGGUGGCGCUACAUGCCUACACCGCUCUGCUCUCACGCCUCCAGGUGGAAUCAUACCUGUAUCGUCUGCUAAAAGAUUGUUCUGGCAGCAAAACCCAACCUUGUUCUCUCCAGCCGUUGAAAGAGGCCAUCAGUGUCCUGUUUAGCUUCACACGUAGAGUCCUGGAUGACUCACAGUUUCAAACAGACAUCCAUCACUGGCUGGACAGAUUGGUGGCCGUCCUGCUUCACGUUGGAGGGUCAGGAGAGCACCUUUACCUGCUUUGCCAUCUUCUCUGCUGUCCUGCCGGCGUUGGCAAGUGGGCUGCACCCUUCCUUCAGAUCCAAGUUUUGGGGAACACCUGUGGAGUACAGCAUUUUAUGCAAGCCCUGGCCAUCCUAAUGUCUCCUUCAAGACACCGUGCAGAGUUUCUGGGACAUCUGAAGCCAUGUGAGAGCCAGAGCUCAGCAGCUUCUGGACCUGAGUCUGGUAACUGGACACUAGUGGAUGAAGGGGGAGAGGAGGAUGAGGACCCAGACAGCAGCUGGUUGUUGCUCUGUGAGGAGGAUCUGAUCUCCCUGCUCACCCAGUUCCCGUUCCAGCAGCUCUAUUCACACAUGCUGGGCAUGAGCAAGCAGGGAGUGUAUGAACCUGUGUCCUGUUCCAGUCAGAAGAUCAUGCGUGUUUUUGGUUUUGCGUCGUCACUCAUUGAAAUUCUCGCCCUUGGACUGCAAACCUACAACAGGGCUCGAUACAGACAGCUGGUGAAACGGAUAGGACACAUCAUACGAAUGACAGUGUGUUAUGUCAGUGACCACUGGGCCCAGUAUGUGAGUUUAACUGGUGCUGGUGGGUCCGGCUCACACUCUCUGUCUUUGGAAAAACUACAGCUGGAAUACGACCAUCUCUUCCUCAGAGCUGUUCUACAUGUGCUCAGAAACAAAAGGUUGGGGAUUUGGUUGUUUAUGUCCGAGAUGCCAUAUGGGACUCUGUCCAGCUCUAUGUUGUGGAGGGUGCUCUAUGUUAUGCAGUGUGCAGAGACCGCAGGACUGGAAACCUUCGGCACUGCAAGUGACACACACUCCUGCAUUCAGGCUCUCAGAGAUCCAGAGCACCAGGAAAGGUUUGAACACUGGCUGUGUGAAGUGAACAGCUCUGACGGCAUCUCCCUCCUUACCGCACUAGCACACAUGGCCACAGCGACUCAGCACUCUGACCCCGCAUUCAUCACAACUAUAACUCUGCUUAUUUACCAGGUGUCUUAUGUGAGCGUGUCUACCAGAGAAACUUACUCUAAAGUGGGGAGGGAGUUGCUGGCUGCCAUAGCAACAGUCCAUCCCUACGUUGUGUCUGUUCUCCUGGAGAGACUGAGAGAGACCAUACAAACUGUAGGAAUGGUGGCUCUUUACUUGUGCAAAGAGCUUCCUCUGAGUUUGUGGCGGCCCCGGCCUGAAGAGAUCUGUGUGAUCGGAGCAUGGUUGCUCCAGCAUCCCCUGUCUGCUGUGGAGAACCGGCUGGCUUGUGUCAUGCUGGAGGGUCUGAACUGGGGCUACACACAGGACGGCUCCUUGGCCCUGUCUUCAUCCCUCCACAGUGAAGUGGCUCUGCUGGUGGCUGAAGCUUUUCAGAAGUACCUUACUGACAAACCGUACAGUGGCCUCAUAUCAGAGGGAAUCAAACAGGUGUCUUACCUCGCCAGUGUCCUUCGCUUGGGUGUAUCUCCUGAAGCAUCCUUUAGCCAAUGGGCAUGGCAGCUGUUGCUAAGGUUGAAGCUCCACAGCAACGCCCAGAACCCAAAAGGUGCCUGGUCUGUCCCCGCUUUGACAUCCAACCCACCUCCAGAGCUCACACACACUCCCAGCAUGCACUCUGUCAUCAGGGCUGUCAAAGCAGGCAUCCCAAUUGGAUGCUACCUGUCCAUCGCCAUGACAGCAGUGGGACAUAGCCUGGAGCACUUUUGUACCGAUGGAGUUGGAUUGUUGAAGAGUCUGAUUCAGUCGCGCCACCUGAGAGCUGCUGUGCAUCUUCUGGACAACAUCCUACCCCCAACCUACCCUCUCAGCUUCUACCUGCUCAACAACUCUCAGUUUGUAAGCUGUAUCCAGCUGUUCCUGCAGUACGACAGCGUGUGUCCUCAAGGUGUGACACAGCAGGUCACUCACCGCGUAGCACCACUACUCACAGGAACCACCUAUGGAGACAAUGUCCGACUGCUGAACAGUGUCAUUCAGAGUCAUGUACUGGAGAGUUCUAAGCCGAGUCAUGUCGGUGCUGCAGCAGUGCUGGAGUUCUGGGUGGGGAUUUUAACUCAACAGAACCUGUGGUACCGGGACAAAACAGUCCUGUUCCUCAUGGAUCAGAUCUGCUGUGCAGCAUUCACACACCAUCAGGAGGAAUGUGUGCAGAAACUUCUGUACCAACAGCAUAAGAAUGCCUUGGGUUAUCACGGAGAUCGGGGUCUGCUCUCCUCUCUGGUUGGUUGGAUCGCCGGCAAUGCCACACCCUCAUUUAUCGAGGGCCAAUCCCUGAGUGCGGAGGUUUGGUUCGCCUGGCUGGUGCUGAAUAUGGAGGGCGUGUUUGAGGACGACUCUCAGCUGAGACGCUGUGUUGAAAAUGAACUGUUGUCAGACCCCAACAUUUCCCCAGAACAAGCCUUAAAGAAAGCGCAGCAGAGGUUGAAGCUGCCAGUAGCACCAUCUCUGCAGCGACUGCAGGUGUACCGUUGGGCGUGUCAGGCUCUAGCCACGCCUCCUGACCACCCCCUCCUUCCGCUGGUCUGGCAGAAGUUCCUUCAGCUCUACCUCAGGCAGCCAGGACCAGAUUAUGGGCUCGCUGCAGGUGGGUGUAUCGGCCGAAGGUUCUUCCAGGGCUCUUCUCAGGCCUCAUUGCUCAGAGACCUGAGACAGAGAAUACAGGAGGUGUCUGACUUCCACCACGCUGCCGGCCAAGCCCUCAGGGUGCCCCCGCCACACACGCCUUCAUCAGACAGCCAGGGCGAUGACAGCCCUGACAAUCCCCGUCCUCCCUAUCUCACUUCUCCUCAGCUACACACAGAGCUGGUCAGGUUGUAUGGUGUAUUUGCCGUUUGGCUGGAUGAUGAGACUCUGCAGAAGCAGGAAGUGUACCUUCCUUCUCUUCCUCCCGAGUAUGAACCACACAGACUGGCACAGGUCAUGCAGCGGCAGCAGGAACUGUGGCUGGAGUAUGUGGACCAGGAGCGACUGCAGUAUGAUCAGAGAGAGGUUCUGUCUCUGUGGGAGAAGGUGCAGAGUGAGCCAACCUUCUUGCAGGCCCAAAACCCCGGCUUCACUGACUACACCAGCCUUGACAAUGCAAGGGAGCGUAUCUUGUCCAACCUGCAGAAGCACCCAGUUCCCCGUCCAGCUCCAGAGCUGCAGCAGCAGAAGGCUCCAGUAGCUGAGGUCCCCGCCACCUGCCUCACUGACUCUAAAGCUGCUGCUGAACUGGUGCAACAGGACCUCCGCAUCCUGCAGGACCAGGCCAGGAUUGCAGUGGCACGUGAAGCCCAGCAGGUGGCAAUGGAGCAGGAGCUGCUGGAGAGCCUUCCUCUACUUUAUAAGAACCAACCAGAGCAAGUCACCAUGGCCCUGGAGUGUAAAGGAAAGGGGGGGCAGCCAUGCCAGGGACCAGCAAACAUCACAGUCACAUGUGAGCGUGUCCAGAGACAGGAGGCGGUGCAGACCCAGAUAACAUCACUGCGCCGGGACAUCAAGAAGCUUCAAACCGACUCCAUGGCUCCUCCACCUCAAAACCUGGCUCAGGCUGCUGUCCACACUGAGAACUUCAUCACGGCUCUGGUGAAUAUGUACAAGGCACAGAAAUCACCGGCAGUGCAGCAUGUAGGCGUGUCUGCUUUCUACCAAGUGGUCUCCUUUGUGUGUGAAGACACUCUGCGACAUCCCCCGACACGCCAGUACCUCUCCUCAUGUGUAGAGAUCCUGGGACAGGUGUUUAUCCAGGGCAACGCGGAGGAAUGUGGCCGUGUUCUGAAGACCAUUCUGGAGCAGAGGCGUCUUUGUCCACUCAUUUCCCCCUUCUUCACUCCCAACGCUGCGCCCAAUGAGCUCGUCUUCCUCUACCAAGAUGUGGUGACAUCACUACACCUCGACAGUGCUGAUGUCAUUUUUAUGCUCCUCACAAAGUUUGAUUUGUUCCAGUGGCUGAACGAAGCGCAUCCUGUGUUUUCGGAGCGAACCCGUUUGCUGGAGUUGGUCCACGGAGCUCUUUGCGUCUGCGGCCGUGACCCCGAGCCUGAACUUCUCACACCUUUUCACCUCUUCACCAAACACUGGACCUGGCUUUUACGUCACCAUUUCCCUGAUCACUACAGUGACUGCCUGCGACUGCUCAUGACAAGCUCCUCAAACCAGUUACUGAGUCCAGAGUGCUGGAAGGUGACUCUGAGAGUGCUUGGCUGCUUACCUCCAUCUCGGCAUACCAAGAGCAAAGCUGAACAAGCACUGAGCACCACUGAUGCCUCCGGCCGUGCUGUCGUGCCCCCAGCUUCUCCCUAUAGGUCCACCAUCAGCCUGUCUCCUCAGCAGGUGGAUGAGACUGUCGAAUGGCUGAGUGAUUACUUCAUGCGGAGUCGUCUCAGUAAGCCGGAACUCCGCAGCUUCGGCCUCUACUCAUCCUGGGGACCUUAUGUCAGUGAGGUAGUUUCCCUCUGGGACUAUUUGGUUGGCUGUCUCAUCAACUUGCAACUUGGCAGCUGUGCCAGAGAGUCAGCGGGCAGCAGCAAAAUAAUGAAAGCUCUGCAGGACCUUCACAGUAAGAUUGUGAAGUUAUUCAAGCCUUGGAUCUUUCCUCUGGACACUGAAGAUGGCGGUAACCUCAAGUGUUACCCCUGGCUGGAGACAGAAGCGAGUGCAGCGGGGUGUCUGGUCGGCCUGUUCACUCAACUCACUGACACUCUGCAUCACAAAUUCAGAGAUCGUCUUCUGCCCGGUCAGAGAGGUGCACUGUGGCUGUGCAUGAUGCAGUACUGUGAGAGCUGCACCUCCCCCCGUACACCCGAGUACCUUCUUUACCUGUACCACACACACCUCCGCAGCCUGCCCUGGAGACACCUGCACCCCGACACUCAGCUGAUGGAGCAGCUCUUCAAUGUGGAGAGAGGAAGUCCCAAGAGCUGCUUCCUCUUUCUAGGAGAGGUGUUAUGUGAAGUCAACUGGGUCAGUGUCUUAAGUGACCACUUACAGACACCCCCCACCUCUACAGCAUAUCCAACUCUCCCUGACACUCAGAAGGAGUCGCAUACCAUGUUAGUUUAUCUACUCUACAUGCUAGUGUUUCUGGUAAAGGAGGAGCAACUUCUGAAUCAACAGGAUUCCCCUCUACUCAGUCUAUUGGUCCAGUCCACCUCUCUUCCAUGGCACCAACUGGACCUGUCCUCAUACCAGGGCAUUUUGGGAUAUGUCAGCACCCACUACCCUCCCUCGUUGCUGCUCAGUGGUGAUUCUGCGCCUCAGCUGCUGCUGAAGUGCCUGCGCAGUGCUGCUGGGCUCCAUCCCUGUUCCAAUGACGUUCCACACAGGGAGGAGACGCUGAAGGCUGCAGUGUACGUGUGCUGGUGUGUUCAGUCUUUGGUCACUCUGGAGCAAGGAGGCAGCAUCAGCCUCAACAGCCUGGAGACUCAGCUGGAGACAGUUCUGGAGGGCGUUGUGACAUUCAACCCACCUGAGACAGGUUUGGAGCAGAGGCACAUGGCGUUCUGCAGCCUGUUCAGCGACGCCCUGGCCUUGCUGAAUGGAGUGGGUGUGUCGACAGGCGAGGCGCUCGCUGCUCACGUAAUCACCUGGCUGGACCGGAAGGGGAGGGGCUUCCCUAUUCUGCCUCUUCUCACAGCUUGCUCUCGCUGUCUUGCAUCAGUACGACACAUGACGCGCAUCAUGGAGGCGUGCAUUACAGCACACUUCAACCAUGCCGAGGAGGAAUCAGCUGGUUGGGGUCCUGUGUUGGCAUCGCUGCAGGUGCCUGAGCUCACGGUGGAUGAUUUCCUCUCUGAGAGCCAGUCAGGAGGCAGCUUCCUGACACUUUAUGCCUUCAUCCUGCAGCGCCUCAACACUGAGUACACAGCGGCCAAUGAGAGGAGGACUCUGGCGCUAAUCAACACGUGGACCAAUCAGGUCUUUCCCAGUGGUCCAGGUGAUGAAGCUAAGCUGUUUCUGUGGUGGCACAAAGCGCUGAGCCUGUCAGCGGAGCAGCUGCAGCCGCAGUCAGGCCAGACUGAAGUGUCAGGAGUUGUCAUGGGUCUGUUGAGGUUACAAACCAGGCUGCUUCAGCUGGGAGAGGAAAGACUGAACUCCGGGCUGUUAGGAGCUAUAGGCCUGGGCAAGAGAUCUCCUGUUACUAAUAGGUUCAGGGUGGUGGUACGCAGCCUGGCAGCAUUUCUGUCAGUCCAGGUGCCAUCAGAGACGGAGCUUCGACUGCAACCCACCACUGACUUGCAGCUCUCUGCGAAAGCACAGCAAGCGUUGGGGAUGUUGGAGGCCAUGCCCAGCAAUAAGCAGUAUGCUGAGCUAGAGGAGUCUGUGAAUAAAGCUGUCCAGUUCAUCCGUUACCCAGGACACUGUCUCAGAGACGGAUCCCGGCUGCUGGCCCUGCUAGCCAACCUACUUUACCCCGACCUCAGAUACCUGCACAUCAUCCGUUAACCAUGAAUCAAGCUGACUCGAAUGCUGGAGAUCCAGGAGGACUUUAGUCUUCUGUGACAGAAAACCUGUUUGCACAGAGAAAAUCUUUAUGGAGCACAAUGUUUUCAAGUAGUGAAUCGCGUAUAAGCAGGCGGUUUGUGUGACAGACACUGUUCAUCAGAGCUCGCUGUGCAUCUGUGAAAAUCAUAUUUUGACUGGUUUGACAACGAAGCUUCAUAAAGCCAGUCCGAAGCAUAAGGAUAUGUUAUGCUAACCUGAUCUCUACAUGCACUUUGGUUUUUUUUUCUCUCUCAUGUUUCUGCCUUGUUGCUUUUUAUAUAACCUGCCUGUCAGUUUUCAACACAUCAGUUCUACUCUUGAUUUUAGAGGAAGUUGCACAUAUUUAUUGAGGCGGAAUUCAUGAAUCAGUAUUCAACACUGGGCUUCGGCUAUGUGUUUUCACGCCUGUUUGUGGAAUCUAGCACAACAAGUUGAAGGGUCCACAGAUUAUUUGGAGGAAGUUGAAGGACAUAUGUAAUAGUUCUGUACGAUUAGUGGUACCUUCUUAAAAUGGGGUGUGGGACAUACCAGGAAAGCUGGUAGGCAGGGUUUAAAUGUGUCAUACAAUUAUAUAAGUCAGCUUUUGAUGCUAGCAUCUAGCUAAAGUCUGAAAUCUCCCAAUCCUAGCUUCUGUACACACACAGAUGGAUACAGUGGCCGCCUGUAUGAAGUGAUCAUGUUUAGUAACAGAACAUUUGCCAGUAUUAUUUUAAUGUCCAGCCAAAAGUGCUUUCCUUGUUUCUGCCAAAGAGAUGUUAUUUUCGUUGCUCGGCUACUUAAAUCUUCUUGACUAUGUACAAUGAGUGUUUCUCGUCUGUCCCUGUUUGGUACAAAAGCUGCAGUCUGAAAAAGCACACACGCUAGAAGGAACAACUAAGUACCACUUACAAUGUGCCACAACACUUGGCUUCCUUAUAAAGUAGUGUGUGCACUGUAAUACAAGUUACUGACACCGUUGGUAUUACUAAACGGGCAGGCAUGUCGUGUUUUUGGAGCUGGUAUAUAACAGACCAAUACACAAAUAGUGGCACAUGUUGGUGACUUGAGGAUAAAGGCGUAUUUGUAUCUCGGAUGUGUGAGACCUUCAUACUGCUCUGUACAUCCAAGACAGUUUUUUACAUUUUAAUUACCUUUGUUAGCUCAGUACUUCUGUUGCUCUGUGCCAUCUGAAUAAUAAUUGUGCUGCACUUCUGCCGCCUGAAGCUCGCCUUAUUGCCUGUGUUAUGUAGUGACUGUUAAUGUCAAAGGCAUUUCUUUUUAUGAGUCACUGAUCGGGAAUGGGUCUCAAGAGUGGAGGAGGAGGGAGCUUCGGAGCAGGGCUGCACAAAUGAGACUAUGUUCAAUAAAGGGAACUGAAUGUCUCUCAGCUAAAUCUGGCUGGUUAUCAGGGACCAUAUGUACUACAUGGAGUCUCUGGGAGCAAAAGACUGAUCUAUACUCCCAGGACAUCUCACAUACAGAGAGGGACACGUAUGUACAGCCCUGCUUGGCAAGAGCUGAAAAGAACCGGGGAGAGAAACAGAGAUCCAGGCAGCGAUACUGAAUACAUUGUGCAACAUCUACGACAAAACUGGCCUGAAAUCAGCAUUCUCCAUGCAUAACGCUGCAGAUGGUCAAAGUGAAAUUAAAGCCUCCUUGUCUAAGAAGCCUGUUA